Messenger RNA from Drosophila eugracilis, 2510 nucleotides. RefSeq names its product protein mitoshell (gene mtsh). Lineage: Eukaryota; Metazoa; Arthropoda; Insecta; Diptera; Drosophilidae. The record is from RefSeq and is a predicted model, not a curated record. The coding region runs from base 116 to 2101 and encodes 661 amino acids. The transcript has 6 exons.
AAUUUUUUCUUUUUCUGUUCUGAUUUUCUAGGGAGCGGACGGCUUUUUCUUUUGGCCAAAGCUCUGGCAUCUGCCACUGGAUAAAUAGAACAUACCAACAUUUCACUCCUUAAACAUGAACAUUCCAAUCUACCAAGUGCCCUCGGUGACCAUGCAGGCGAUGCACCAGCAGUCGAUGUACCAUCAAACCUAUUUGGAUCGCAAUCGCAUGGUCACCGAUGUCUUUGUGCAGGAACACGUCUCGCAGAGCUCUUGGACAGUGGGCACUCCAGGUCCAUCGGUGGUGUUUAUACCCGGCACUGCUAAUUGCCCCGUUGUGACGGCAAAUGCCCAUGUGCAACGUAACCAGACGGUUCAUCAUCAGCAUCCCCCAAAUGUGAAUCCCCCUCAAAUGGCCUAUAUGGCCUUGCCGGGAAUGCAGUACUAUGUAGCCAGCUCUGCUCGUGUCAACGCCUAUGGCCCGGGUCAUGUAUAUUCAGCUCGUGCUUCGUCUACUAGUGGCAACACGGCUGGAUACUCUUUGCCACAAUACUAUUCAAAUGGCAUUAAUGCUCCGCCGCCCCCAAAGCAAUUCUGUGCCACCCAAACUCAGACCCAAACGCCUAUUAAGCGUAGUUGUGAUGUAGCCACCCAAGUGGAUUUUACUCUCUCAUUAUCGAGCACAGAGAUAAGAAAGAGUUUUCAAGAUAGUUUUGGUGCCGAUGAAUCCAGUAUUAGUUCUUUGGACAGCGGUGCAGGCGAUGGGUUGCGAGUUCAGAACGUGUUGCGCAAUUCUGAUGUCGUACUGCUCGAUCAACGCCUUCAUGACAUUACUAGGAUCUCACUUCAGGGAAGCGAGAUAGCCGAACGUUUGGCAAAUGUCCAUCACAAUCGCCCUUGCUUCAAAAAGAUUGAUACCCUUUGUGCCCGCUUAAAGCAGGACCUCUUGCGUCCGGAUGGUGUGCUGCCCAACAUCAACUCCCAGGGAAUCGCUUGGGCUGUCAAGGAUUUCAUAUUCGUUUUUACUCGCAUUAUAAAUGCCUGGGUGAUACUAAAAGGUUAUGUAUAUAACACCCCCGAGGGUUUAAAUAAGAUUAAGGACGAGUUGCCAUUGGGUUUCAUGGCCACCUUCGACUCCUGGCAAGUUUCGACCUUGGCGCUUGUGCAGAUGAUCAUAAAGUCUUUUGUGAGUCUGGACGAGCUGCUGCAGAAGCAGAAGAACAGCUUUUCGGGAAAAGACGGCGCAAUGAUCAACUUGAAUAAUAGUAGUUCAUUGAGAGGUCUAAUAGAUAGCAACGAUAAUAGCAACACUCAAGGUCUAAGUUCCUAUAGCAUUCCCAUAAAUCAAAAUGCAAUGGCAAAGUCAUUCUCAGGAGGUCAAGAGCCGAAUUCUUCUGCUCUCUACAAACCAAAGUGUGCAUUAAAUCUUAACUAUCUGUACACCAUGAUUGAGGAUUCAGAGGAAACACAACGCCAUGUGAGUGCUAAUGGUACUUAUCUAAAAACUGGAACCUAUCAGCCUCUGCAAAAGGAGUCAAAACAACUGGAGAUGCCACCCUUGAAGCCAAAGGAUCCCCAUAUGGAGUCCCAGUGGCAAUGGAAUGUUCCACAGAAAGCGCCAGUUCAGGAGAUUCACGAAGCUCCUGCUACUAUUCCUACUUCUAUAGCUUACCAGGAGCCGGAUCAUCAAAGAGAUGUCAGGGCAUACACAAACCCAUUUAGCCUAAUCGGGAAAGAGGUUACUCGUCAACUGUACGAGUUCAGCGACCGCGUCAUGAAGUUGGACAACUUGGAGCGUUUUUUUAAAAAACAGUUCACACGCAACUACUUCCCAGAUUUCUUCGAACAAUGCCAUGACGAUUUCAUAGAUGUGCGCUCCAUUAUUCUGCAGUGCGAGAGUGCCUCAUACCAUCACCUCUACCAGGCGAUUCACGAUCUACGCCGGAUCGUAUUCGCGGUGCGCUGUUACCUGCAGAUGUACUCAGACGAGAAUCUCCAGUAUUACAUUGAUCUCUACGAAUGCUCUGUGAAUGAAAUGCUGUCAAAGCCACCUCAUAUGCCCAAUCAAUAUGAUCAUAUUUUGGGCAGACCGGGCGAGAAGCUUUUUAACUAUGAAAUCUAACUGAAAAGCUUUAGCUAUUACAUAAAGUUUGGCACUUUUAGUAUUUAAUCAUUUAACUAGACUCAAUUAAAAUAAUUUUAGCGAAGAAUUUAAUUGCGAAACCUAAGAGAAAAUCUAGCGGUUUACAGAAGUGCCUUAAACAUAAAUUGAAAAAAUCCUCAAAUUAAUGCUCCAAUAGAAAAUUUUGGGUUUGAUUCACUAAACCUUAAAAGUAGCUAAUAACUAAAUUUCAGAACUUUUAAGCAUUCCCAUUUUUUUUGGUAAGAACUAGUCAAUCAAAAACUUUUAUAUUUUACAAUAUAAUAUAAUUCUGUACACUUUGUACGGGUUUAAUUACUUUGUUAAAUUCACUACAAAAAUAGUUGGUCAAUCAAAUUCCUUUGUACAAUGAAAUAAAGCUAGAACAAGA